This is a messenger RNA of Alternaria atra, 1959 nucleotides long. RefSeq lists its product as uncharacterized. The record is from RefSeq and is a predicted model, not a curated record. Gene Ontology annotation, biological process: DNA-templated transcription. The coding region runs from base 1 to 1959 and encodes 652 amino acids. NCBI's taxonomy places the organism in Eukaryota, Fungi, Ascomycota, Dothideomycetes, Pleosporales, Pleosporaceae. Gene Ontology annotation, molecular function: zinc ion binding; DNA binding. The transcript is spliced from 3 exons.
AUGGAACAUGAUCAGGAUAGGUAUUCGCCAUCCGACGUUCCCCUGGAAGAACAUCGACCUUCGAAGCGACGACGAACAUCGGGACAGCCUGCUCGCGAAGUUGGCUUGAUGCGCAGCGUCCCAGACGACAAAUUCCCUGGAUUUGUCGGAAGUGCCAGUGGAAUCUUCUUCAUCAGGUCGGUGUAUGGUGCGAUUCGACCAUCCGCGGUGCCUGCUGUCGCCGAAACGCCUGGGAGCGAUAUUGUGCCAGGUGAAGACGAUCAUCUACCUCUAGUGCAACCCAACUCUUCUGAGCGGCUAUGGCGAGAUGCUGAAAUCGCGUCCAAUCAGACCUCUCAGAUAUCAUUUCAAGACCUUGUCGCAUUUUCUGGGAGUUAUUUUGCCAAUUGGCACCCGCUCUACCCCUUCGUGCACGCCCCGACCGUCCUAGAGUACUUCGAUUGUUAUGCAAAGAACGGUUUCCCCGAACGUGAUGCUUCGGAAGACCUCGACGUGGUGAUAGUUCGGUCGAUCAUGUCCAUCUCGCUUGCAGACCAUCGGCAAUCAUCGGGGCUUGAAAGCGUUCAAUAUCCUGCCUGUAUCGUCUUUCCGUCGUAUGGUGCUGCUGUCGACAGUCUCCGGGCGAUCCUAUCACAUCCCACAACUAUACUUUCGCUGCAAGCCGCUCUCAGUGUGCAGCUCUUCCUAGUGUCCAUGCUCCGCUUGAAUGCAGCCUCCCGUCUAGGAGGGCUAAUCAUGCGUAUGGCCGUGCAACUAGGCCUUCAUCGCUGUCCAGCUAGAUUUCCAGCCUUCACGUCGAGUGCGAGAGAACUUCGGCAACGCGUCUUUUGGUCACUAUAUUCCAUCGAUCGGUUCAUUUGCCAGUCUAUGGGCCUUCCACUCGGCCUGCAUGAUGACGAUAUCGAUGUCUGCUUCCCCUUAGCGGAACAUCAUCAGCAGACGCAUGUCGAGCCUUGUGUCAAACUCCGCAUGCUACAUCUUCUCGCCCAGCAAGCCAGGUUACGUGGCGAAAUCAUCGAGUUGCGCAACAAGUCACUACACUACGUUCAGAACGAUCCUGACCGAGCGACAUCAAUAAUAGCUAAGCUUACUCAGUGGUGGAACGAUGUUGAGGACUAUAUUGAUCCGGAUAGCCAAUACGCAGCCUCUCCUUACGCAACCGUAGUUUUGACACUGCUUAGACAUGAGUCGAUCAUCUCGCUGUAUCGCCCCGUCUUGGCCACUUCUCGCAAAGAUGUCGCUUAUGACGCUGCCUUACAGCAGUGCAUCAAUUCUGCGCGUAGCAUCAUUACAACCUUACACAGCGCUGUCCAGACCAAGCUCAGCGCCGGAGCGAUCUAUGAUCCCCUAGCUUUGAUGUGGCCCUCUUGCACAUGGGCUGUAUGGAUUAGUACAUUUAUCAUGUUCUACGCUGCCCACGAAAGUCGUAUCGCUCAUAACGUUGUCGUCAGAUUCGCAGAUAAAAGCCUCGACGUACUUCAACACCUUGCACGACGCGGCAGCGCAUGGCCUGAAGCAAGCUCAGCAGCCAUUCGUGACUUGCGGGCUCGAAUGUUGCGCAAGCCUGCUCAGGCUCUUGUCAGGCACAGAACCGAAGCCCCCGGAGAUCCAUCCAUCACUGAUCAGGGCGAAUCGAGCCUACGUUCGGUCUUGCACGAGCCACUCUUACCUGCCAGUAAUGAUACUCUAGUUCAAGAUAGUGACCAAAUGUCGAAUGCCGCCGCUGCUCAUCAUGAACCAUGGUACAAGCCAUAUAAUACAGCAUUCGACUUUACUGCAACGGGUAACCUGACUCAAAAUACUAAUGGUCUUGGUGAGAAUGACAGCUACUGGAAUGUCUUCCUUGGAGCGGAAGGCGCCAACGCAUCAUCUCUCGAGUACUCUAGCGGCUUGGACCCUUUUUCUGGUUUCGAUAUACCUUUUUGGUUCGACCAGGAACAGCAUUGGGACUUUUCAUAA